UGCUGAAGGAUAACUGUCAUUUGUUUUUCUUUUUCUUUUCGUAUGGGCAGAUAAGUCCGGUCCUAUCUGGAAAUUCCCAGAAUAUUCUUCGCCAGAUUCUUCGCAAUGAUCAAUGUCGGGUACCCUGCUCUGAUUUGUCCAGGAAUGGGGAUGCCAAUCGCCAUCCUUGCUUGGCAGCAUUCAUUCAGCUAUAUUAUCAUAUCACCUUCUCGAAGAGUCUCGGUCGCUUUACUCACUUAUUAAACGUCUUAACCUACCUUCACCACAAACUAAAACCAACCUCGUUUGUGUUAUUUAUAUUGUUGUUGGUAAGGUUAGUCUUUGGCUCAUAUGUUAGAUACAAGUUGUGACAAAUGUGUACUAGAUUAUUAUUUUUUUUUUUUUUGGCUAAGAGUUUCCACUAUCAUAAUUAUAAUUUUAAACCUAGAGGCUAUGAUGAAUUAUUUUUAAAUCAUUUCGAACUUUCUUCCAACAUAGAACUGCUUUUAAGACGAUAGUACGAUAGCUGAGCCAUACCAAAUACAAAUGGUAUGCUAUCUUGCUGAAGCAUGCUGUUGUGGUGAAUUAUUACCGUCCCAAUCAUUUUUCUACUGUGCCAUGUCCUGCAUAAGAUGAAGACGGGCACCCCCUUCUGCAAGUUCCAAAACUAAAUUGGUGAAAGAAGCUAUGCCUGGCUAGCUAGCUGAUAGAAAAAUUAUUAUGUAGAUUUAGAAUGGCAUAAAAUUAUAUAAUAAUCUCAUCCGAGAAAUAAAGCUAUCUAGAUUCACAAUCUAAUGGUUUUAUUGUAUGGUUGAAUGAAUCUAUUUAGAUUCACAAUGGAUAUGAUCCAUCUAAUAAUUAUUUUGAAAGAAGAUGAAUUCUUUUGAAAUUGGGAUGGUGGCGUCUCUUUCUCCCCCUUUUCUCUAAUAAGAGGCUGACCGCACCCAACCCUCCACUGCCCAAUCUCUCCCUUUUCUGUAACAAGAGGCUGGCCGCACCCAAACCUCACUGCCGUGCCAAACCCAAACCCCAGAUGCUGACGCCAAUAAAUUCACAGACGUAAUCCCUCGCCCUACAUCCAUCCAAUGGAAAUAGUUCAUGCUGACGCCCCUCCAUUUAUAAAUAUGUGCUCUUGACAUCAUCACAUGCCAUCCAUCCAUCCAUCCAUCCUUCCUCCACCUGCAACAAGUAGAAGGGAAGGAAGGGACGCAAAAUGAGGUCUUCUCUGAUGGGGUCUCACGGGGUGGCCUUGGCCACCGCCAUGGCGGUCUCCGGCACCGUAAUUCUCCUCGCCCUCUGCCGGCAAUGGUCCUUCCCGGCCCGGCAGUGCAAUCUUCGCUCCUGCAUCUCCUCUGAGGAGAGGAAAAGGGACAGAGCGAGCAGCAAGAAGAAGAAGAGGGUCCACUUCGCGGCGCAGGUGGAGGAGCUCCUUGGGGAGACCAGCGGCAGCAGCGACGAGGAGGAGGAGGAGGAGGAGGAGGAGGAUAUGGCCACCCUGCCACCGGCGUCGGCGCGGUCGGAGGAGGAGGUCCGACGGGUCCGGGGAAUGCCGGCGAACCGGGUGGCCCUGUACAACGGAAUUCUCCAAGAUCGCUUGCACCGAAUGACCUGUUCCUAUUGAUUCCUUCUCUUCCUUCCUUUCUUUAGCGUACCAAAAGUUUAACCCCCAAUUCUUUGUAUAGAGAGAGAGAGAGAGUGUGUGUGUGUGUGUGUGUGUGUGAGAGAGAGAGAGAGAGAGAGAGAGAUUGGAGAAUCUGCUGACCGUGCUCGGACUGGAUGCAGGGAGAAGCACAUGUGUGCCUAAGCUGCUUGCCAUUUACCGAACGAACGCUUCCUUUGUACCGUGAAUUUCUGUUUCACAAAACCAAGUUGGGCGGUCGAGUA
This is a messenger RNA of Phoenix dactylifera (date palm), 1863 nucleotides long. RefSeq lists its product as uncharacterized. The record is from RefSeq and is a predicted model, not a curated record. Lineage: Eukaryota; Viridiplantae; Streptophyta; Magnoliopsida; Arecales; Arecaceae.